GACACGCCCAGAGCCCAACCCGGACAUGGAGUCCCUGCGCCUCGGCAGCGGUCAGAAUGACGCCGGCUUGUUCUUUCGAAGAAACUACAUUUCCAUGACGGCAGUGGGAGGAAUGUUGGGUAACGAGGUGGGGCCUGUUUGAAGCAACAAGUCUUGCGGAGCAGAGGAGGCGCAGGCGGACAGCUUCUCUCCAUCGUGAAGGUUUGCAGCUGCAGGUGGUCACCGCGCGUCCUGCGCCACCGCACUUUGUGAAUGGGAAUCUAACUCCAGAGCUCACACGCACACAGGGUCGACAUGGACGGAGUGGAGUCGCUCAUUUGAACCAGAUCACUUUCACGUUUUAUUUAGUUUUUGUUUCCCUCGAGGACGCGGGAAGUGAACUCUCACUUGGCAGAUUUGUGAAGUCGCACCGCGCGUCUCGCCGUGCGUAAUGCUCCAUGCGUAGAGAUCGGAGCCCUUUUCAUUUCGUUUUAAAGUUGACUGUUGUCGCGGUGUAAAUAAUGGCAUUCGCCAGAUUCAGCAAGAUUCUUCGUCUUCCCACCAUUGAGAUCAAGAAGAAAGUCAAGCAGUACGAGCACGUCCACCGGGACAUCAACCCCAACGACCUAUGGGAGAUUGUUGGAGAGCUGGGCGAUGGAGCGUUUGGGAAAGUCUACAAGGCCAGGAACAAAGAGACAGGCGCUCUGGCCGCAGCCAAAGUGAUUGAGACAAAAUCUGAAGAAGAGCUGGAGGACUACAUCGUGGAGAUCGACAUCCUGGCUAAAUGUGACCACCAAUACAUUGUCAAGCUGCUUGAUGCCUUUUACCAUGAAAACAAGCUGUGGAUCAUGAUCGAGUUCUGCCCUGGAGGUGCUGUCGAUGCCACAAUGCUCGAGCUGGAUCGUUGUCUGACGGAGCCGCAGAUUAAGGUGGUUUGUCGUCAGAUGUUGGAGGCUCUGGUUUAUCUGCACAGUAUGAAGAUUAUCCACAGAGACCUGAAGGCUGGCAACAUCCUCCUCAUGCUGGACGGGGACAUCAAGCUUGCUGAUUUUGGUGUGUCUGCAAAAAACACCAAAACCUUACAAAGAAGAGAUUCAUUCAUUGGAACACCAUACUGGAUGGCCCCAGAGGUGGUCAUGUGUGAGACCAUGAAGGACGCUCCGUACGACUACAAAGCCGAUAUCUGGUCUCUGGGAAUCACGCUGAUCGAGCUCGCCCAGAUUGAACCCCCCCACCACGAGCUCAACCCCAUGAGGGUCCUGUUGAAGAUCGCCAAGUCGGAGCCUCCAACCCUGGAGCAGCCACACAAAUGGUCGCCGGAGUUUAAAGAUUUCCUGAAGAAAUGUUUGGAUAAAAACCCAGAGACUCGUCCGACCGCAGCACCACUCCUGGAGCAUCCGUUUGUGAGAUCUGUGACGUCUAACCGUCCUCUGCGGGAACUGGUGGCCGAGGCCAAGGCUGAGGUCAUGGAGGAAAUAGAGGACAAUAGAGAGGAAGGCGAGGAGGACGACGCCAUGGAGCUCACAGUGUCUCCAGGUAAGGAGCCAUGUCAGACCAGUCAGACCAGUUUGGAAGGAGACCAGUCUGUGGAUACCCCGAGCCCCACCACGCCCUCCCCAACCACACCAAUACCUGUACCCAGGACCAAGCCAGAUACACAGACAGAGGAGCAGCCGGGCUCCGUCAUGGAGGUCCCUGUGCCCUUGCCGCGGAAUAAUCUCCCCCCACAAGAUCCAGAGGAGCUGGUUGACAAACUGGGCGAUGACGUCCUUCUUGAAUCCGAAAAAUCUGAGAGCGAGACCUCGACCAAAACUUCCAGCUCAGACUCGGGCAUUGAGGAUGGAAAGAGUUCCCCCACAUCAGAGGAGGAGAAGGUUGCUGUGGAGACGCCAGAGCCAGAGCAGCCACCAUCUCUCUCCAGAACCGAAGCAUCUGAGGAGCAUGUCGACAUCAUCAUAGACUCACCAGACCCAGAGAAGCCCACAACCCAGGUGACUGAGGAUAAGAGCAAUGUUGUUAUCGCUAAUGGAGAAACAACAGAAACAAGGAGCCCGAGCCCCGUUGUCACUCCUGCACCUUCUCCAGCACCUUCCUCUGCCCCCAGGCCAGUCUCUGUUUCCCGCUCUGGGCCUAAUGGCAACCUCACCAAGGAUACACCAGAGCGGAUGUUGAGAGGAGGAAACAGUGAGACCGUUUCGCCUUAUAUCAACGGAGGGAUCAUCAACAAACGGUUCUCUUACUCUGGCAGCAUGGCGUCUGAGAGCAUGGACAUGUCGAUAAACAAGGAGAACAUCUCAAUGUCUGCCAGGGACUUUUCGAGUAAGACUCUGAAGCGAACCAGGAAGUACGUUAUUGACGGCGUGGAGGUGAGUGUGACCACCUCGAAGAUCAUCAGGGACGAUGAGAAGAAAGACGAGGAGAUGAGAUUCCUGAGGCGUCAGGAGCUGCGGGAGCUGCGUUUGCUGCAGAAGGAGGAGCACAGAGCUCAGGCUGUUCUAAAUAGCAAACUGGAAACACAGAAAGAACAGAUGCAGAGACGAUUUGACCAGGAGAUGAAUGCCAAGAAGAAGCACUAUGACCUGGAGCUGGAGAACCUGGAGAAGCAUCAGAAGCAGACCAUAGAGAAGAUGGAGGCAGACCACAGCGUCAAACUCAAAGACGAGACCAGACGCAUCAAAACAGUGCAGGAGCGGGACCACAACAAGUUUCAGGAUCUAAUGAAACACAAGAAAAGGGAGAUGAAACAGGCUGUUGAUAAGCUGCCCAGAAGUCAGCGUAAAGACUCCAUGAAACAGCAGAUGAGCUCCUUCCAAGAAAUGAAGAUUAAAGAGGAGGAGAAAUUUGUGGCGCAUCAGAAGAACUACCUGGACACCACGCUGAAGAAAAUCAUCUCCAACAACAAGAGAGAGAUCGCAGAAAUGGAGAAGGAGUGUCUCAACAAGAAGCACAACCUAAUAAGAGAGCGUGAGGCCACGAUAUGGGACAUGGAGGAGAAGAAUCUUUACGAGAGACAUCAGUUGUUGAAGCAGCAGCUGAAGGAUAAAUACUUUCUCCAGAGGCACCAGCUGCUCAAAAAACAUGAAAAGGAGCAAGAGCAUAUGCAGUGCUACAAUCAGCGAAUGAUUGAGAUCCUGAAAGCUCGGCAGCAGCAGGAAAAGAACCGACUGCCCAAGAUCCAGCGUGGCGAAGCCAAGACCCGCAUGGCCAUGUUCAAGAAGAGCCUCCGCAUCAACUGGACGGGAAGCAGUUCUGAAGACAGAGAGAAGAUCAAACAGUUUUCUCAGCAGGAGGAGAAGCGGCAGAAGGCUGAGAGGCUGCAUCAGCAGCAGAAACACGAGAAUCAGAUGAGGGAGCGGAUCGGUCAGUGUGAAGGCAACAUCCGAGAGCUGCAGCAGCUGCAGAAUGAAAAAUGUCACCUGCUGGUGGAGAACGAGACACAGAGGCUCAAGCAUCUGGAUGAGCAACACAACCAGCUGAUGAAGGAAUGGAGGGAUCAGCUGAAACCCAGGAAGAAGACCCUCGAAAAAGACCUGACCAUGAAGAAAAAGGAGCAGGAGGCGUUCUUCAAGAUGAGCGAGUGUACAGCCUGUUCAAACCCCAGCUCUCCCCAUAAACUCUCCAAGUUUGUGCCUUACCAAGACUCUUCCACCACAUAGAAACAGCUGCUGUGAUACUGCGCGCACACACACACACACACACACGCUCAUACACUUACAAGUCUGCUGCCUCAGUUUUAUUUUGCUUUAUCAGUAAUAGCAGCAUACCUUCCCCUCCAUCAGGUCCCUUUAUUGUUUUAGUUCAUAUUUAUGUUUUAACCCAUUUUUCUCUGAAGACAUGAUUUGAAUUAGUCUUCAUAAUUUGGUUUGAAAGUAGUUUGUUGUCCCGAGGAGGAAAUCUUUUUUUUCUAUGAUGAGAGUUUAUGUUUGUUUCUAUAAAAGCUGGUGAGCCAGAAUCUAAGCACUUUUUAUUCACCCCAAAUGAUCAGUGUCGUCUUCCACAUUUGACCAAAAACCCACCCAAAUAUUAACAAAUUACCUUAUUGUGAAUUCCUGUCUCGGCUUAUUCUGCUGCUUGUCGGACAGACGCAUGUCAAAUAGCUGCCAAAGUUAGAUUGUAUUUAUUUUUACUGAUUAAGAAAAAUCUUAUCCAGAUUCAUCACUGUAAACUCUUUUUCUCUUCUUUUAACCAACACCCAUGGUAUGAAGGAUCUUGUCAUUAUUAUUUUUUAAAGUAUUGUUUAAAUAAUUUAGGGAUGAGGCUAUAUCCAAAAUCAAAAAUUGCUAAUUUCUUUCAAAAUGAUUAUUUAGGUAUUAGAUUUUAACAGACAAGGAAUGACUUUCUUUUUAUUUUUCAUGUCGUGUUGGAUGGUGUGACCUUUGUUAUUGUUCUGUUGUAUUCUUACUGUAAAAUCAGUCACACUGGAUGGGAACUGACGAAGCCAAAGUAAAAUACUGUUAUGUUCUUUGAAGGAUGUUAAACAGGGGAUUUAAAGCUAAAUAAAUACAAAAGUUAUUAAGUGAGUCAUUGUUAUACCGUGUGCAGUUAAUGCACUGUCUGCUAACCAAAGUGCAAUAUUACAUGUAUGUCUUUGCUAACCUUUUAUAGAGGUUUUUAGUUUUUCUUAAAUUUGCCUUCUUUUGCACUGAGAGGGAGAACAAUGUGAAGAGUUUCAACCAAAACCAGAUGUAUCAGAUUUAUGCAAAAAAAAAAAAAAAAAAACAUUGCUUAAAAUUAUUUUAUCUUUUACGUUUUUUUUAGGGGGGGGGCUUAGAAAGCAGGGGUCUCAUUUUUAGGUGAUGAUCUGCAUUUGGAACAUGACUCUUCAUGUAAUUUUUAAGGGAGUGCAACCCUUCAGGCUGCUAGAAGAUGCCUCUCGAUGUAUCAUCAACGUUUGCAGCUGAGAAACUUGUCGCCUUAGUGAGAAAGUGAUUUUUAGAGCAGCUUGACCUGCAGGUUUACACCACAUCAGGUCAGUAAUCAGGUACAGCUCAGUGUCUCGCUCUCUCUCUGGCUCCCUCUCGCACACUGUCUCUGAAGUAUUUAAAGAUGUACAAAUUCUCCUUCCUGUCAUGUUUAAUGGCUCCAUCUAGGUCUUCCUCUCUGCCUCAGUUUACAUGGCGAUGUUUGUAUGGAGGGGUCGUGAGUGUGAAUGAAACUGUAUCAGAAGGAACCACUGUUGUAAAUAACUUAAUAAAUGCAGAUUUUCUAAUUA
Molecule: messenger RNA, 5191 nt
Organism: Paralichthys olivaceus (Japanese flounder)
Lineage: Eukaryota; Metazoa; Chordata; Actinopteri; Pleuronectiformes; Paralichthyidae
Gene: stk10
Product: serine/threonine kinase 10
Biological process (GO): protein phosphorylation
Molecular function (GO): protein serine/threonine kinase activity; ATP binding
Source: RefSeq, a predicted model, not a curated record